Molecule: messenger RNA, 880 nt
Organism: Cynocephalus volans (Philippine flying lemur)
Lineage: Eukaryota; Metazoa; Chordata; Mammalia; Dermoptera; Cynocephalidae
Gene: RAMP1
Product: receptor activity modifying protein 1
Exons: 3
Coding region: 57-503 (148 amino acids)
Biological process (GO): regulation of G protein-coupled receptor signaling pathway; protein localization to plasma membrane; cellular response to hormone stimulus
Cellular component (GO): membrane; cell surface; signaling receptor complex
Molecular function (GO): coreceptor activity
Source: RefSeq, a predicted model, not a curated record
GCGGGCUCAGUCCUCGGCGGGGCGCGCGGCGGGCGGACUUGGCUCGGCUGCGCGCCAUGGCCCGGGGCCUGCGCGCUCUCCCGCGGCGUGGCCUCUGGCUGCUCCUGGCACACCACGUCUUCAUGGUCACCGCCUGCCAGGACGCGGACUACAGCGCCCUCCUCCAGGAGCUCUGCCUCACACAGUUCAAGGACGACAUGGAGGCCAUGGGGAAGACACUGUGGUGUGACUGGGGCAAGACCAUUGGGAGCUACAGAGCGCUGACUGACUGCACCAGACACGUGGCGGAGAGGCUGGACUGCUUCUGGCCCAACGCGGUGGUGGACAAGGUCUUCGUCGCUGUCCACCAGCGCUACUUCAGAAACUGCCCCGCCUCCGGCAGGGCCGUGCGGGACCCGCCCAGCAGCAUCCUCUGCCCCUUCAUCGUGGUUCCCAUCUUGGUGACCCUGCUCGUGACGGCGCUGGUGGUCUGGAGGAGCAAGCGCACAGAAGGCAUCGUGUAGGCCGGCGGCCGGGGCUGCCCGCCCGCCGCACAGAGGCUGCAGGACGGGGCUGGGAGGGCCGGGGGCCGGGGAGCGUGGGCCUGGCCCGGUGACAGCUUCAGGGGCCUAGUGGCGCAGCAGCCCCAAACCCCCCACUUCUUCUGAGAAGAGGUAACAGGAUUGCAGAGUAGUCACAGCUCAGGCGUUACUUGAGGCCCUCUGGCUGGAGGUGGAAGGCACCUUAGGAAGGGCAGUGGGACAGAACUCGGAGUCACCUCUGGAAGAUUCCCAGCUCUGCCUCCCGGGGCGUUUGUAACCCACCCGCGGCUCUGUCCUGACCUCCAGCCCAGACUGCUUACCCCAGGAGGGGCGUUUGUGAUUAAAAGGAUGUUCUUGGA